This is a messenger RNA of Linum trigynum, 2387 nucleotides long. NCBI's taxonomy places the organism in Eukaryota, Viridiplantae, Streptophyta, Magnoliopsida, Malpighiales, Linaceae. The record is from the annotation of a GenBank genome assembly.
CCAUUUGUUACAAAUAUGCCAAAAAAUAACUACCAUUAUAGUAGCUAAUACAAAAGUCAGAACCAAUACCAAUCCAAUCAAACGAAUACCAAUGCGUUACGAACUACCAAUAACAAUCCAACCUAUACCAAUGUAAGGACUACCAUUAUUCCUAAACAAGUACGUAACAAUACCAAUCCGAAACAUGUAUGCAGAAAACUACCACUGCAUGAAAGGACUACCACUGCAUCAAAGGACUACCACUGCAUGGAAUGGGGCGGAGGAGGACUUUGGUGAUGUGGAGGCGGCGGCGGAGGGGAUUGCGGCGAGUGGUAGCUGGGUGUUGGCGGCGGCGACAUUGUUGGUGCUGGCGGCGGGAGCUCACAUCCGGGCUUCGAUGGUGGAGGAGGCGGUGGCGGUGGCGGUGGAGUUGUGCAUGGAACUCGGCGGUCGCCAUUGAUGCAACGUCGGCGAUGAUGCAACGCCGGCAAAAAAAGGUGGACUUCGAAGUGUACACGGCGGCAGAAUUAGGGCCGGCCAAAAAACGUGGCAUUCGAAAAGCCCUACGCUGAUUAAACUACCUAAUAAUUAAUUACCGUAAUUAUCUCUUCCUAAUUAAUUGCGUAAUUAAAAUGGUAGUUUGAAUUAGGAUGAAAGCAAAAUACCCUUCUUAUCCCUAGUAACCACCGUGGUUACUAACACGAAGUAUCCACCAUAACCUGUCCCAUUGACUCACUGCAUCUAUUCAUCUCAUUUGCCUACCUUGUUAAUUAUAUUAUACUUCCUGGCCUGCUGGUGCUUAAUUAUUAAUUGCACCUUCUACCUACAUUCAUUGCUCCUCCAUUCAUUCAUCAGAAUCAGUCAUCUUUAUUAAUGAUCUUCAAUUCCCAUGUCAAAGGGAUCGGAUGAACUUGGAAUAUAUAGGUUCAGGUCCUUCCUAUACUUAUAUAUAGGAUGUAAAAAAAAAAAAAAAAACUGUAUAUGAUAUUUAGAAGACAACAACUUAUACUGUAUCUAUAUAUUAUUUUGGUAGUAAGAAAGAAUGAUCGGAUGAUGUAGGAUAUCCGAUAGUAUAACUAAUUAAGGAACAACCUAGCUAGCUAUAACAUCCAACAUAAAAUAGGAAGUCAUGAUCUGUGAUGUGCUUGUGAAGUAUAAGUAGCGUUUUGAUAGGCUCACAAAAUAGUGGGAAAUUUUAUAUACAAGUUUGUGAAAAAUAAUAGUAUAUAUGUAUUUCUUGAAAUGGCAAAUUCUUGCAUUUGAAAUGGCAUUAUUAACAAUUUAACAUGAUGUAAUGUUAUGAUAACAGUGUUCCAAACGUCUAAAAAUUAAUUUAUCGUGUAAGUAUACAAGAUAAUUUCUAUAUAUGUUUAACAACUUGUAAACUUAGACUUUACACAAUGUUGGUUCAUUAUGGAUCAAGCAAUUGAAGACUGACACAAAAUUUAGUUGGGAUGUUAAAUGAACGAAAAAGGCAUUUACCUAAGCAUUUGACGAGCAUUAUUCUACAUGCAUGCCAUAUAUUGAAUUUUGAAAAUAUAAUGUUAAUUAGUAAUACAUUUUGUUCUUUUUCUGUAUUGAAAACCUAAUAUUAAAAUAGAUUUACACAUUGCCAUGGGUGUUGGCAUUUAAAGAUAGGAAUACAUUUGUACCACCUAACAUCCAUUAAAUGUGUAUUCAAUUCUGCCCUUCCUUAUGUCAUCCCUUAAAGUCCCCCACCUGCCAUAUUCAAUAUUUCGAAUGAGAAAUUGUCUGCAACAACAUCAAAAAAUUCAUGUACAUUUAUCCUCAAUUCUGAGAGGAACGUAUUUCUAAAUUUUCCAUCAACGUAUAUCUCACUUGAUCAUUGAGUCUUUUACAUACUAUCAACAUAGCGCUCGCCUACAAAUCCACUAGUAUGUCGUGUAGACCGAUGAAUACGAUGAAAUUUUGAGAUGGAUCAAUAAUUCGACACUCUCUAUAAAUUAUAAUGGAAAUUGUGGGGUUGGUUAAUUUGGAGUUGCGAGUAGCUAGCUAGUACUGUAGAUGUGAAAUUUUGGAAAGAAAUGGGAGGUUGGGGGCGGUGAGAUGUCUUGUCCGUUUGGUUUUUGGUCUACACACAAAUGGCAAUGGCUGCUAAGUCAUUGCCACACCCAACCUCCACCCGUCUGUCUCCAAACUCCAUUUUGGUAUGCGAUAUAUUUGUACCAAUGCACGAAUAUUAUUAUGUUGUAAAAUAUUUAGCUGAUAACUACUACCAAGGAACUACCUAGUUAGCAAGUGCUACAUUACUCUGAUACAUUAGUACGUAUAAAUUUAUGUUAUAAAAUGGUGAAAUGAACCCUUUACUAUAUGAAUUUGUAAAAAUAUUUCAUAUAUUAAGUUUUUUUGCAACCAAAGAGGCGGUUUACUAAAUAAACAGACGGUUG